Molecule: messenger RNA, 599 nt
Organism: Balaenoptera musculus (blue whale)
Lineage: Eukaryota; Metazoa; Chordata; Mammalia; Artiodactyla; Balaenopteridae
Gene: FAM24B
Product: family with sequence similarity 24 member B
Exons: 3
Coding region: 1-276 (91 amino acids)
Source: RefSeq, a predicted model, not a curated record
AUGUUCUGCAUUGGUGGCGGUAUCCUUUUGGCUAUGCUUGUGCUGAUGGCUGCUGUCAUCUGUCUUUACUACAAAGUAGCCAACGCAUUGAAAGUUCCAAAGGUACCUAUUUGUUCGGCCUUAAAAAAUAAUCCAGCCAUGGUCACCCAGGACAAGGUCGCUGCGGCCAUCACCACUGGGCCUUAUCCCAACCUCCAAUGCUGUGAUGAAUGUAACUUGUAUGCUGGCUUUGAUGCCCUGCCACCAUGCUUCUGUGAUGCAAACGAGGGACUCUGACUUGGGUUUCCUGUAAUGCUUUGAAGAUCUGGGAAACAGACUAAGUGCCUGGUAGCUCACAGAGCAGUCCUGAGGGGUUGUUGUGAUUGUCGUUCAGGCUCUCAUUUGCAAGCUUAACCCAAACUCAACAAAGCCAAGGCCCAAUUUGUUCCCUUUGAAACAGACAAAUAAAGCUUGUUUUGAGUAAAUGACAUCUGAUUCAACUGACCAAUUAUUGUAGUUUAAAAAAAAAAACAGAAAAAAAAACAGCGACUUUCUGACAGACCCUUAGUUUAUUCUUCACAAGACCCUUGGCAAGAUCUGAAAAUAAAUUCUCACACCAU